This is a messenger RNA of Fopius arisanus, 1004 nucleotides long. RefSeq names its product eukaryotic translation initiation factor 4E homologous protein (gene eIF4EHP). The transcript has 5 exons. Bases 203 to 859 code for a protein of 218 amino acids. Gene Ontology annotation, biological process: translational initiation. Lineage: Eukaryota; Metazoa; Arthropoda; Insecta; Hymenoptera; Braconidae. Gene Ontology annotation, cellular component: cytoplasm; eukaryotic translation initiation factor 4F complex. Gene Ontology annotation, molecular function: translation initiation factor activity; RNA 7-methylguanosine cap binding. The record is from RefSeq and is a predicted model, not a curated record.
UUUAGUCAAUCCUCUCUGACAGACGGCGUGUCGUGAAAUUAAAGAAUACACAGAGUCUUAUGAGUCGAGCGGAAAUAAACUCAAAUAAUUCGAUCACAUAGACCUUUAUUUUGUAAUAAUUUGUACCUGUUGAGAGUCAAGCUCUAGCGUUAAAUAUUUUACCCAUUUAAUUAAUUCAUAAUAUUUAUAAAUAUCUCUCAAUAUGUCAGAGAAGUUCGAUGGACCCAAGGGUAGUGAUGAAAGUGGAGACGAGGAGCCGGCACUCAAGUUGAGAUUGCCACCAAUAGAAAUAAACCCAAACGAUAAUCAAUUACAGUACAGUUAUGGGCUGUGGUACAGUAAAAGAUCAGUAGGUAAACUGAGUGAUAGGCGUUAUGCCGAAAAUUUAAAGUUAAUCGGUAGGUUUGGAAGUGUUGAGCAAUUCUGGGGAAUCUACAGUCAUCUGGUGAGACCCUCGGACCUUCAUCCUUCGUCUGACUUUCAUUUAUUUAAAAAUGGAAUCAAACCCAUGUGGGAGGAUUUAGCGAACAGACAGGGUGGAAAAUGGGCAGUGAAACUGAGAAAAGGACUGGUGGAUCGUUGUUGGGAGAAUCUGGUGCUUGCAAUGUUAGGGGAACAAUUUAUGGUGGGUGAGGAAAUUUGUGGAGCUGUUGUAUCUAUUAGAUUCCAGGAGGACAAAAUAUGUGUAUGGAAUAAAACAUCAUCGGACGUUGCGACGACAGCUAGAAUCAGAGACACCCUCCGACGUGUUUUACAUUUACCUGCUGACGUUCUGAUGGAUUACAAACCCCACACUGAACGCCUCAAGUACGGCAUCAUCAAGAGCCAGAGUGAGGGGGUAGUAAAACCGACUUACUGAUAAUAAAGCGAUUUUACUCGACCAAUCCAGCAUUUCGAGAGAAAAUAACGAUUACUCGUCGAUUAACCAUCGCAGGAACAUUGAAAUCAACUGAAAAGUAUUGUUAUUGAUUUGUAAAGCCAUUAUAAAUUGUCAUAAAAAUUGC